Podospora anserina S mat+ is the source of this 1359-nucleotide messenger RNA. RefSeq lists its product as uncharacterized. The transcript is spliced from 3 exons. Gene Ontology annotation, molecular function: oxidoreductase activity. The coding region runs from base 1 to 1359 and encodes 452 amino acids. Lineage: Eukaryota; Fungi; Ascomycota; Sordariomycetes; Sordariales; Podosporaceae. The record is from RefSeq and is a predicted model, not a curated record. Gene Ontology annotation, cellular component: cytoplasm.
AUGGCCUCCGACACCGGCCCCAGAACGAACCAGGCAGGCCUUCCCUCUGCCAACCCGACCUCUUCUUACUGGCUUCGUGAACCGAAUACCCUGCUUUUGGGACAUCGAUCAACACCAGAUCUGCCAGAGGAAGCAGACAUUGUGAUUAUCGGGAGUGGUAUAACCGGUGCCUUUGCCGCGAGGUCUCUUCUGCAGGAUUAUUCCUGUAACAAGAAGGUUGUGAUGCUCGAGGCGAGGGAGGCCUGUGGUGGUGCCACAGGAAGGGUAAUGGAGGCCACUGCCAGCCUCUCGUCUAUGGCACCCACCCAGCCGAUAACCCUCUCCGGCGGCGUCCACGCCUUCAUGUCAACCCCCCUCUUCCAAACUGCUGUUGCUCAAAUCGACUCCCUCACCAAAACCCACCCCUUUCUCGCCUCCCAGCUAGAAGUAAUCCUCCCAACCAACCCAUCCAAACUAGCCCGCCUCAGAGCCCCCAACUGCCACGGCGCCAUCAUCCAAAAAACCGCCGCCUCCCUCUGGCCCUACAAACUAAUCGCCCACAUCCUCACCUCCCUCCUCCCCAACCCAAACUUCAACCUCCAAACCAACACCCCCGUCCUCUCCCUCUCCCCCUCCCCCACCUCCCCCGGUAAACACCAAAUCCUCACCCCCCGCGGCACCCUCACCACCCCAAAAGUCCUCCUAGCAACAAACGGGUACACCUCCCACCUCCUCCCCUCCUUCUCCGACCUCAUCGUCCCCGUCCGCGGCCAGAUAAGCGCCAUCGUCCCCCCAUCCCCAGUCCAAACCCUCACCCACUCCUACCUCUUCGCCGCCGACCCCGAGAAGGGCCAACACGCACCGAGAGACGACUAUCUCGUUCAGAGACCAGUGUUGACCCCCGACUCAGGAGGCGAGAUGAUCUACGGUGGAGGUCGUCGGUUGGCACUGCGGCUCGGACUGGGACAAUACAACGAUGAUGAGCUCGAGCUGAAAGUGGCUCACUAUCUGAGGUCGAACCUCUCUCCUCCGCUGGACUUGGGUGGAAAAGACGAAGAGUUACCCGCAACAUACGAGUGGACGGGCGUGAUGGGUUACUCUCGUGACUCUAAUGCCUGGGUGGGAGAGGUUCCCUCCCACAGGGGAAUAUGGGUGUGUGCUGGGUACACCGGGCAUGGCAUGCCAUCUGCUGCUCUCUCUGCCAGAGCUGUGGCGGCCCAGAUGCUGGGUUUGCCAGAAUCAGGACAAGGACAUGCAAGACUUCCCGAGGAAUUCAAGAUCACGGAAGAGAGGAUCAACAGAGCGAGACAAGGAGCCAAAUUGGAAGACUGUGGUGGCUGGGAGGGGGCUUAUUUCUCGGGUCCGGCUGAUGGCGAAUGA